UCCCAGUGGGUAUAGCAAUGAUCAAGUUGACUUUUAUAAAGCCAACCCCAACAGUUCUCUAUGGAAUAAAAACCUUGAAAUUUGUUGAACUGUGGAACGCCAGCAAGGUCGCCUCUUUUUCAUUUCCAGGCCUAAUUGAGGUAACAACAAGAAUUUUCCCAGUUAACCAGAAGAUUAUUAGGGGGGAGGAAAGGAUGAUCUAUGCUUCUCUAAAUUCGGUUAGGCAGACAUUGGAGGAGCUGCUGAAUCAAGAUUUAUGUCUAUUUCCUGAAAAGAGAGCAACAUUUGAAGUUCUUCAUAAUGAGGUUAGUUAUUUGCAGGCUUUUAUUCAACUACCUUCAGCAACAAAACCCGAGAUGAGAAUUUGGGAGAGGCUGAUAAGAGAUGUGGCUUAUAAAGCCGAAUACGCUAUUGAGUUAUAUCUAUGCACAAGUCAUAUUAAUAGAAGUGGUGAGAAUGAAGGAAAUGCACAUAUGAUAUCACAAGAUGGAUUGCAAGAAUUACUCAGAGAAAUUUCUUCGGUAAACAAGAAACUGAAGACCAUUAAUCCGUCUGCUCAUGGCACCAAAGAUUUCCAAGCAGGGAGUCGUUACUUGGUAAUUCAUCAGAACAAGAAAACAGAUUUUGGGACUUCAAUGAUCACUUGGAAAGAAUCAGAUGUCGACUCUUUAGAUUGUCAUCUGAACUCAAUAUUGUCCCAAUAGUAGGUAUGGGUGAAAUAGGCAAAACUGCUCUUGCCAGAGCCUCUUAUAAUGAUCCUUGCUUGGUGAAUCGUUUUGAUAUCCGUGCUUGGAUUACUGUCUCCCAACAGUAUCAGGUUAGGGAAAUGCUAUUAGGCAUUUUGCGCCAUAUCACUGAUCUCUCUGAUGCCUACACAAAAACCAAUGAUGAAUUAGGCGAUCAGCUAUACAAAAGCUUGAAAUUUAAGCGUUUUCUUGUUGUCUUGGAUGAUGUUUGGAGUAUUGAGGCUUGGGAUAAUUUGAGAAGAUCUUUCCCAGAUGACAAAAAUGGACAUAUCUGUUUAGUUAGUUGUACGAUUAGGUCCAUCAUGUAGCGGAUAGUCUGGAAUGCAGCAAAUUAUUAGUGUAUAGUCUGGAUAGUAACAUGUUGAUACGAUUAGAGUUCAUUUAACUUAAAGAAUCUGCUUAUUAGUGAAAACAGUUUUUGAUUAAUAUGCUAUAGGAAGCUACUGGAUGCAGAACCAUAAAGUUUCCUGCAGCGUCAAAACUUCUCUGCUCUCCUUGUUGAUGUUUCAGUGUCAACUUUCAUCCAAUCUUUC
Nicotiana attenuata is the source of this 1279-nucleotide messenger RNA. RefSeq lists its product as uncharacterized. NCBI's taxonomy places the organism in Eukaryota, Viridiplantae, Streptophyta, Magnoliopsida, Solanales, Solanaceae. The record is from RefSeq and is a predicted model, not a curated record. The coding region runs from base 18 to 704 and encodes 228 amino acids. The transcript has 2 exons.